Messenger RNA from Miscanthus lutarioriparius, 342 nucleotides. The record is from the annotation of a GenBank genome assembly. Lineage: Eukaryota; Viridiplantae; Streptophyta; Magnoliopsida; Poales; Poaceae.
AUGGUGGAUGGGGUGAGAGUCAUCUUUCAUCAAGAACCAAGAUGGACUGCAUCUUUCAUCAAGAACCAAGCUAAAGAAUGUUUUAGAGCAUACACAAAUCUGGAUAGGGAGAAAUCACACAUAGUGAACAGUGCAUGGGCAAUGUUGGCGCUCAUGAAAGCUGGACAGGUGGAAAGAGAUCCCACUCCACUGCACAAAGCUGCAAGACUUAUCAUGAGUAUGCAGCUCGGCAAUGGUGACUUCCCACAGGAGGUGACUGCUAAGUGUCCUCUGUAUUAUACAAUUCACAUUUUAAUCUUGACAUUCCCUGUUAUAAUGGCGUUAAGCAUAAUGAAGCAAUAA